GGUGUUACAUUUUUCAACCUACCGGCGAUUCAAAUUCAGUUGUUAUCGGCGUAAGUAUAAAAUUACUCGGAAAAUGUCAUUAAUAAAACGUAAACAAAACCUUCUAACAGUGAUAACGCGUAGGUAACUAUCUACGAGCACUCCUCCAUAAUAUAGGCCCAUAGCCAUGUAAAAAUUCAAACACGUUGAACUUCCAUAGCAACCGUUUGUUAUGAUCACUGAUCGGUAUAGUAUAAGUUUUCAUCCACAUGUAUAAUAUUCCAUAAAUUCUAUCAGAAGUAACUUGCAAUUAAUCGGAAAAAAGCAAAACUUGAACGAACUGCGCGGUUGUAAUUUACCAAACGAGUUUUCUCAUUUACUACGUUCUGCACCGAACAUGUUUUUUGCAGCGAAAUUUUCAUCAUACUCGUAAUCAGACAGCUUUGAUUUCUGGAACUUUCGGCGGCAUCUACUACGAUCAGAAAAAUGAGCGUAUAUUUCGACUUCAAAGUGAACACGAGAAGUGGAAAUUUCGUAAGCUACGUCCAGUGGCACAAUCAACUGCCACUUUUAGCUGUAGGAACUCGUACACUUCAGCCAUUAACGACGUACGUCACCGUUUUUGAUCAAUUGGGAGAAGCUUUGGCCGAUGUUAAUGAAUUGUAUCAAGAAAACAACGACACUGUGGUUUUAUCGUGGCAUCCAAACAAGAAAAUUCUAACAGUUGGAUUAACCAGUGGCGAUAUUCAAUUAUGGAAUGGACAAUCCGAUUUCAUCAACGUGCCUUCAUCUCAUAAAACAUGUGUGAAAAUUUUAAAAUGGUCCGAACUAGGAACCAGAUUGAUUUCGAUGGACGAAUCAGGAAACAUAGUCGCUUGGAAAACCGACAGUCGUUCCUUGAUCGUACGAAUAUUCCAAAGCUCGGUCCAAGGAAUACCUUUCUCGAUAGAAUACUGUAACACCAAACCUGGUCUCGAUGUGAACAGUUUGGCUAGAAAAGCUGUGGAAGGCGAUGAAAAAGCUCUAGAUAUGUUUAGCGCGUGGCGUCCUAAAACCGGCGGAUUUCGUCCAACAUUCAGCACCGAUAAUGUUUGUUUCUAUGCGGCUACGUUGCCAGAUGAUAUAAAUUACGUCAAUGAAAAUGGCACUGUGAGCAAUGUUUCGAAAAUGGAUAAUGAUAUUAAGCUCAUACUGCAUCAUGAUAGAAAAAAUAUACUAAUCGUGAUGUUGAUUGACGGAUCGUUGAAUACGUACAAUACAGAAGUCGAUGGCAAGCUUAAAAAUAUUGGAAGGGUGAAAUUGAACGAUGUGGAUAACGACUCGGUCCUGAUCUGGGCUGGGGAUGAUUUGCUGGCUUGCACGACUAAUACAUAUACGAUUCGAUUUUUCGAAGUAGAGUCUACCGACACAUACUUGUUGCAUGGCACAUUUGGCGAAGAAGGCGAACCUCAGAAAUUUACCACUGUGUCGUAUUUAGAUUCAAAAGGUAUCUUAUGCGGUGGUUCAGACACCGGUAAUAUUACAAUGUGGAAGAAGAACCAUGCGGCAGUCGGUGUGAAUUGCUGGGAAGAAAUAUCGACGUGUAAAUUGAAGGAUAGCGCAUUAUAUAGUUCGUGGGGUUCGCAACAUUCUGUCAUUGUUACAGAGAAUUCUUUGUUCAUAUUACAAGAACACGAAUUAUCUUCAAAUUAUAAUAAACGAGUUUGCGGGGUUCAAACGUCAGCUAAUGAGGUUAUAGUAAGCCGAAAGAAAACGCAAAUAAAACUCAAUACGGAUUUGAAAAUAAUCGGAGUGGCAGUUUCCGAAGACCAUGUAGCUGUUUGGAGUGGAAAGACUGUGGCUGUGUAUCAAUUCAUUGGAACUUCGUCUUUGAAUGUUCUAGGUACUUUCAAUAGCGAAUGCGAAUCACUGGUGAUUUACGAACAGAGCCUCGUUAUAUUGCCCAGUUCAGUUCUGCAGAAUGGUAAAUUGCUGAUAUGCACCUUUCAAGGAACUGUUAAACAAAAUUUAGACUGCGAUGGGCAACCGAUAGCUAUUCACUUGAAUCAGUCUUAUUUGAUAGCCGCAACUAUUAUCGGGAUGUUACAGAUUUGGGAUUUAUCCCGUCGAGAAGCCAAAUCCCACGCGCAUCCCAAAGACUUGGUUGAAGCUAUAAGCGAUUUUGGAGAAGUGGUACUCAUUCGGACUAAUUGCAACGGAUCAAUGGUGUCAUUUACCAUCGCAAAUUCUAAUUUGAUACCAUCUCCUUUUAUUUACAUCUGGGAUAUCGAAAGUGACCAAAUGCUGAGUUACCAAUUCAAUGAAACAGAUUUACAGAACUCUGGGUAUAAAAAAUACAUCACCGGCCACUACUGGGAUUCGAGCGAACCGAAUAUGUUGAUUUGCGAAACCAAAACGCUAACUGAGGCUGAAUCAGCCGAAGAGCCUAGCAAAGAAGAAUCUCUGUUUUCGAGUGAAAACAAAACCAGUCGCAAUUUACCGAAACUAAACACGUUAUUUAUCUCAAAAGAAAAAGGCGUCGUGUUGCAAGACACGAAAACAACAUCGACUGAGUUCAUAAAGCUGUUGGGAGUCGAUAUACCGUACUUCGUUACGUUGAAAAAAUCUGCAACUGAUACCUACGCAUGCGUGCAAAACCUAUUAAUGAAUUAUUUUGAAGAAGAAUCUGCUGACGACGAUGUGUUGAAAAACGCCAUAAUCAAAUUUAGUUUCAAUUUGAGUAUAGGUAAUUUAGACGACGCGUUUAAGACCAUUAGCACGAUUAAAAAUGUAGCUGUUUGGACAAAUCUCACUCGUAUGAGUAUCAAGAAGAGGAGACUGGAUGUGGCUCAGGUGUGUUUAGGGCAUAUGAACGAUGCCAGAGGUGUAUCAAUAUUACGCACUAUUUCUUCAGAAUCGCAGAUCGAGGUGAAAUUGGCAGCUUUAGCUAUUCAUAUGGGGAUGCUGGAGGACGCAGAAGCUAUGUAUAAAUCAGCCAAACGAUACGAUUUGUUGAAUAAAAUGUACCAAUGCGCGAAUCGUUGGGACGAGGCGAUUUUAUUGGCUGAGAAGAAAAAUCGUAUCAAUUUACGCAAUACUUACGACGCGUAUGGAAGAUAUUUGGAGAAGAAAGGCGAUAUUCACGAGGCGAUCAAAAUGUACGAAAUGGCGAACACGUAUCGAAAACAUGUUCCGAAAUUACUCCUGCAUAAUCCGGUAGCUUUGGAACAAUACGUUCAAAAAUCCAAAGAUCCAGCUUUAAUGAAAUGGUGGGCUCAAUACGUCGAAAGCACCAGAAACAUGGAAUUAGCCAUGAAAUACUACGAAGAAGCCAAAGACUAUUAUUCAAUCGUGCGUAUUCACUGCUUUUUACAAAACAUCGAACAAGCUGCCGAAGUAGCUGACACGAGCAAUGAUCCAGCCGCCUGUUAUCAUUUGGCUAGGCAUUACGAAAGCGUCGGGCAAACAGAAAAUGCGGUCAAUUUUUUCCUUAAAUCGAAUGGGUAUGCAAACGCGAUACGUAUCUGUAAAGAAAAUGGACUGGAUGAUCAACUAUGGCAGAUUUCACUACACGCUGAAGAUCGUGAUAAGUUAGAAACUGCAAAAUAUUUCGAAGGAGCUGAUCCUACUAAGGCUGUGAUGUUAUACCAAAAAGCAAAAAAUUUCCAUCGUGCUUUGCAUUUAGCCAUCAAAUUCGACUUGGCAGAUUCGGUGGAACAAAUUUCAUCAGAAUUGAAUUCCGAAUCACAAAUCGACUUGUUAGAUAAAUGUGCCGAAUAUUUUGCUCGAAAAGAAGACUACCAUAGAGCAGUGAAAUUGCUAGCGAUGGCUAAAAAAUAUAAAGAAGCAGUGACUUUGUGUCAUAAAAGGCGAGUUAAUUUGACUGAAGAGCUCGGAGAUCUGUUGACACCACCGCCCAACUAUCCAGAUAAAAUUCCUAUCUUGGAUCAAAUUGGGGAAUACGCCUUCACUUUAGGAGAUUAUCACUUGGCAGCCAAAAAAUUCACUCAAGCUGGUAACAAGGUGAAAGCUAUGAAAGCUCUACUUAAAUCGGGAGAUACAGAUAAGAUUAUAUUUUUCACUAAUGUCUCACGUGAAAAAGAAAUCUACAUCAUGGCGGCAAAUUACCUACAAACUCUCGACUGGCAAAUUCAACCCGAAUAUUUGAAACAUAUUGUCAACUUUUACACAAAAGGAAAAGCACCUCAUUUGUUAGCCAACUUUUACGUAGCUUGUGCUCAAGUGGAAGUGGACGAAUAUGGAAAUUACGAGAAAAGUCUGGGUGCUUUGAACGAGGCAUCUCGUUGUCUUAGUAAAGAUCGCGAUCAAUAUGGUCAAGCAUUGGAAUACGUAGUUAGAAAAAUUGCAAUGGUGAAAAAAUUUCUAGAAAUUAGACGAUUAUAUGAAAAAGGCGAAGGCGAAGCAGCCAUGUUACAAUGCCGGCAAUUACUGUCAGCGGAUUUGGAAUUAGUUCGAAAAGGCGAUAUUUAUUCUCUAAUGAUCGAGCACUUGAUGAAAAAUAACAACUUGAAUGCUGCAACUCAAUUAGCGAUCGAAAUGAAGAAAAAUUUGCCUAAUGAUAAUUUGGCUUAUUUUGUUCCUAAAGAAGCUUUACAAAAGCUCGGCAUAGAAGAAUCUUCCAAUGAUGGAAACAACUUUCCGGAUGAUCUCGAUGAAAUUCCUGAUAUUACUCAAUAAAAUCAUUUAUACAUUUGUAUUUUA
This is a messenger RNA of Planococcus citri (citrus mealybug), 4680 nucleotides long. RefSeq names its product intraflagellar transport protein rempA (gene rempA). Gene Ontology annotation, molecular function: protein binding; structural molecule activity. The transcript is spliced from 23 exons. Gene Ontology annotation, biological process: intracellular protein transport; vesicle-mediated transport; intraciliary retrograde transport. Bases 466 to 4656 code for a protein of 1396 amino acids. Gene Ontology annotation, cellular component: axoneme; ciliary basal body; membrane coat. The record is from RefSeq and is a predicted model, not a curated record. NCBI's taxonomy places the organism in Eukaryota, Metazoa, Arthropoda, Insecta, Hemiptera, Pseudococcidae.